ACACGACGUCGUAAUGGAGAAGAAUGUCCGGUUCCAUGUUCCAACCGCGGAACUCCUCUCACCUUACAGAAGUUAUCAACUCCCAUUACAACAACGUUGAACAAAGAUGGCUGCUCUAGCUUCAACGUCUCUCUGCAGUGGUCAAGUUUCAAGGUUUCCUCCGACCCAGUGUUUGUUUCCCAGAAAUCUUGCACAAAUCAGGACCGGGUUUCAAUUCAGAGGUUUCAGAAUUCGAGCUAGUUCAAAUGAGCUAGAGACAGAAACAGAAAAAUGGUCUGAGAAAGACCUUGAUCAAGAACCCGUGAAAGAAAGAGAAACUCAAGAAACCAGCAAGAUUUCAAGUGGGCCGACAUCCGCUGCUCCAGCACUCGACAAAGAUCUUAAAAAGGUGGUCCAAAAGACUGCUGCAACCUUUGCACCGAGAGCUUCCACUGCAAGCAAAAAUCCUGCCGUACCAGGCACUGUUUUAUACACUGUUUUUGAGGUUCAAGGAUAUGCCUCUCUAUUAGUUGGCGGAGCUCUCUCUUUCAAUCUCAUAUUUCCCUCAAAUGAACCAGACAUAUGGAGACUAAUGGGCAUGUGGUCGAUAUGGAUGUUCACUAUUCCUUCUCUUCGUGCACGGGACUGCUCCAAGAACGAGAAAGAAGCCCUCAAUUAUCUCUUCCUCCUUAUUCCAUUACUUAACGUCAUAAUCCCAUUUUUCUUGAAAUCGUUUGCAGUAGUUUGGUCUGCAGAUACCAUAGCCUUUUUUGGGAUGUAUGCGUGGAAGCUUGGAUGGCUUUCACAGAAAGAGUAGCAUUUAUACAUUGUGGAUGGGGAGAGUAUAUGUUGGUUCGACCCGUUGACGAGCUAGCGUCUCAAAUAUCCUGGAUACCUCCAUACCUUGAGCCAAGAAUAGGUUAACUCGACGUUAGACGACAUAUUGGCUGGUUUAUCUGGGCAAGAUGGAAAAUGCCACAUAAUGAUGUUUUCAGCUGGCCUUUGAUUGUAACAUUUUAUUUAUAUAUGCCCUUUGCCAGAUGUUUGAGAAACAUUGAUGUGAUAUAGAAAGGAAGAACACAAAUUCUUGUUGUACUAAAGAAUUAUACCCUGUGAGAGGUUUAUCUU
Sesamum indicum (sesame) is the source of this 1107-nucleotide messenger RNA. It is a transcript of the gene RPH1, whose product is annotated as resistance to phytophthora 1. Gene Ontology annotation, biological process: defense response. Gene Ontology annotation, cellular component: chloroplast. Lineage: Eukaryota; Viridiplantae; Streptophyta; Magnoliopsida; Lamiales; Pedaliaceae. The record is from RefSeq and is a predicted model, not a curated record.